Fusarium keratoplasticum is the source of this 2289-nucleotide messenger RNA. RefSeq names its product Zn(2)-C6 fungal-type domain-containing protein. Bases 1 to 2289 code for a protein of 762 amino acids. Lineage: Eukaryota; Fungi; Ascomycota; Sordariomycetes; Hypocreales; Nectriaceae. The record is from RefSeq and is a predicted model, not a curated record. Gene Ontology annotation, biological process: positive regulation of transcription by RNA polymerase II; DNA-templated transcription. The transcript has a single exon. Gene Ontology annotation, molecular function: DNA-binding transcription factor activity, RNA polymerase II-specific; zinc ion binding; sequence-specific DNA binding.
AUGGCAUCUGAUAUGAAGGCUUCGAUCCACCGCUUCCGCCUCCGCAGGGUGUCUCCAUCCCCGAGAGAUGCCGGUCGGGCCCGGUCCGCUUCACCUCCAGUGUCUCCUGAUAAGCGGCUGCAGGAGGCACCCCAGCGAGAUGCGCAACUUCGCCGACAGGAUGGACAGCAGCAGCAGCAGCCGAGACAGCCUCCACCAACGGGUCGGGGCUCGGGAGGGAGACCCAUAGCUCCGGCCUGUGAUCGCUGUCGCAGUUUCAAGAAGAAGUGCAGUCGCACCUAUCCCGUGUGCUCACUCUGCGCCAGCGCCGGUCAGAGAUGCUCUUACACUAGCCCUAUUGCCAACGCGGAGGCGCAGGCCCACCAGCUUCGCUCGCGUGUGCAAUGGCUUAGUCGCUACAUCGACGAGAACCUGCUCCCGCCAGGUCAGCAGGGUGGGAUAGAUACCAUCGAAACUGGAGUCGAUCUAGGCCCCGUGCUCAGCGGUGGGCAACGGAACGGCGUGGGGCCUCCCGCAACCUCGGGCGCAGCAUCGUCACCCCUUUCAAGGGUUCCGGGUCCGGCGACCCCUCCGUUGGAUACCACCGGACCUCUCCCGUUGAUCCGUGGGCGUGACCACCCCAUGACCGGGCAGCAGAGCAGUGACGUGCGGAUAGAGGACAGAGACCCGGGCACCGUGAGAACCACGAGCAGCCAUCUCUCCUACCAAGCCUCGAGUGACGGCUCUGUCACCAGACGGCGCUUAAUCGCUCGACAAGCCCUUCCUCCCGAUAUUGCGCCAAGUCGCUUCGUGGAUGCCUUCUUUCGCCAUGUUAACCGAGCGUAUCCUUUUGUGGAUCAGGUCAAGAUACGUCGUGACCUCGAGUCCCUAGGAGAUGCUUCUCCUGCGGACCAAGAUCCUCCCAUGACGUUGCUGUAUCUUGUCAUGGCCAUCGGAUGUACAUCUCUAGUACGGGCAGGACAGAUACCGAGCGACACGGCCAAGCGAUUUGAUGUAGUCUAUCCAGACAUCAUCCAGGAGUGUCUUUGCAAUGAGGGCGUCGAGUCGGUACAGAUCCUCGUUCUCUUGGGACUAUACUCCCUUUUUGACCCCACAGCGACCUCCGCAUACUUUAUCGUCGGCAUCGCUGCUCGUCAGGCUAUGGUCAUUGGGUUGACGAGGCCAGACGACCAACCUCGUACACCGGCCGAGACGGAACUCAGGCAUCGACUAUACUGGAGCAUCUUCGUUCUAGAUCGCAUGAUGGCUGCAUCACAAGGCCUCCCAGUGGCAUUGACGGAUGAGCACGCCAGCGUUCCGCUCCCAGGGCUCACGGUUGAGGAGUUUGCGAGUACGGAUAGAGCCGUAUAUGCUCGAAACCUGCAGACAAGCCGGCAUGUCAUACAACUUCGGCAACUAGAGUAUCGGAUUCUUCACGCAGUACAUCUGCAACGAACCGCAGAGACUGCAGGUAUCUCGUCUUUAGAUCGACGCGCAGUGCUAAGCAGCUUGAGGUCAGAGAUCGAGGAUUGGUACAGCAACGGGUGCCUUAUGUCGCCAAUGGAGGCCGACAACCUACCUAUUCACAGCAGUGUCACCUGGUUGAGCGCACAGUAUUAUCACUUACUCGUUCUCCUUUACUUCCCCAACCACUUCAACAGUGCCGCAGCGGCGGUGCCUCGGUCAGAACUGCUCGAGUUUGCUCGAAAGCAGCUCCAGGCCAACUCUGCUCUCCUGCAGCAACGACAGCUACCACUGAACCGGGUGUCACUGUGCAGGUUGCUACCCGUGUGUCUGGUGCUGAUGCACGACUUUGUGGCAUCAUACGGCUCAAGCGAUUGGGGAGCACAAGGACCGGCACCGUUCGCGGCCAGGGACGAAGUAGCUGUCCUAAUCACAAUCCUAGAAGCAUUCCCGAAAGGAUGGACGGUAGCACACGAGGCAGCUCGCAUAAUCCAGCAGUUUGCGGGGGUAAUGACAGGACACGGAAGUAUGGCGACUGCGUACUUUGGUACACAAACAGUAUUCCCAGCGACGGGCAAGGAGAGCGUUGAAGAGCUGGUGAGGCCUUGCAUCACGAGUUUCACGGGACUAUUGCACCAGUUCCUGGGAAAGGCGACAUGCUUCCAGGCGAUCGAGUAUGCUGCUGAAACGAAGGAUAUUGAAAAGAUUGGGCAAGUUGGAGCCGCGGCGCAGCAAGCCACGACGAAUUCGCUGUGGUUGAAUGGAACGGAGUCAAACGCCGGGGGCGUGAACGAGGAGGCUGUGCUCGGGUAUGGAUGGGGUUCCUGGGAUCUCGAUUUCCUUUGA